UCCUCGACCACAGCGUUCUCCGCAGUCUUACGCAUCAUUUGACACAUCAACUACGUGAGCGAACGACGAGCAUAGACAUCUACCUCACUACUCGCGACCCGUCGUCUUUAGAGCGUCGUAGCACAACAGCCUUGAGCUAUUUUGAAUAGACAACAAAUAAUCGUAAUAUUCGCUCCAACAUGUUGUAAGUCGCGCUCCUCUAGACCCAACUCUUCCGCGCCCGGCUUCUUCCAUGGGCAUCGUUCGUGUCUCGGUUCUUGAAUGCGACUACCACCUUCGAGCGACCAAAGCACUGCCCUGCUGUUGCUAAUCAGACGGCGACAUCAGUGUCCUUCCACCCCCUCCGCGCUACCCAACGCAGGCUGCGUAUAAUGCCGCAGUCGCUGCUGGCCAUGCGACGCCCAUGAUCGAGACGAACAAUAUCCUGUCGACUCCGGAGGACCAUUUCCUGGCGGGCGAGGGUACAUACGUGCUAAAAGAGGACUUGCACCUGGCAACACCCCCGCCGCACCCAUCCGAAGCCCCGAUUCUGAACCCGAAUCCAUUGGCGACAAACCCUCAGCCCGCCACGGCAGGAACCCGCGUGUCCUUGAUCAGCCUAGAUGUGAGGGCACCGCCUCCAGCCUUCUUCCGCCUGACGUCAACAACGACGCUCUCGCCCAGCAUCGCAGAACACCCAAGCGAAGGCCGCAGCUCGAAUGAUGCCAAGUUUAGCAGUGACGGAGAGGGGCGAGGGACGUCUUUGAGUGAUGGCGCUCCUCCUACGUCGUCUUUGACGGCCGUCUCGGCGCCCGCGUUUGGCGAGGGCAAUACCCUUCUAGCCCCCGAAAAGACCAAGGACGUGAACAAGCGACGCAAGCCGAAGAAUAAUAUGACUAAGAGCAACUCGUCCUUCAUCUCGCGCGUCAUCAUCAACGAGGCCCUCACCAAAAAGCUUUCGGAGCGAGCAACCGACGGCCUGUUCGCUUUUGCCAAUAUAAACCGGGCUUUUCAAUGGUUAGACCUGUCCUCCUCUACCAAGGCUGACUACUUGACGAAGAUUCUCUUUACUAAAGCGCACUGUUUGAGCCAUGAUGUCAACAUGCUCACGCGAGGGCCGGGGCACAUGGACGUCAUCAUGGGAUUUUCGACAGGCGAGAUUAUCUGGUGGGAGCCUGUUUCACAGCGGUAUACGCGCCUAAACAAGAAUGGCGUAAUCAACAAGACUCCAGUGUCUCAGAUCCGAUGGAUACCCGGAUCCGAGAACCUGUUCCUAGCUGCUCACAUGGAUGGCUCUCUCGUCGUAUACGACAAAGAGAAAGAGGAUGCGAUUUUCAGUCCCGAGGAAGAGGAAACAAAACCUAAUGCCGGGGAGGACGACGGCACGGCCAAGGGAAUUGACUUCAAGAAACGGAUUCUGGUGUUGAAGUCAGUUCAUUCAAAGAAUCAGAAAGUCAAUCCGGUGGCACUCUGGAAGCUCUCCAAUCAACGCAUCAACGCAUUUGCUUUCUCCCCAGAUAACCGGCAUCUCGCGGUGGGGUCUGAGGAUGGCACUUUGCGAAUCAUCGACUAUCUCAAAGAAGAAUUGUUGAGUUUGUUCUACGCCUACUACGGCGGCUUGACUUGCGUCUGCUGGUCUCCAGACGGAAAAUACGUCCUGACAGGAGGACAGGACGAUCUGAUCUCAAUAUGGUGCCCAUCAGAGGGAGACGGGUCACUCAUCGCACGGUGUCAAGGACACAUGUCUUGGGUAUCGGCGGUUGCUUUUGAUCCCUGGAGGUGCGACGAGCGAAAUUAUCGCUUUGGUAGCGUUGGCGAGGAUUGCAGAUUAUGUCUUUGGGACUUCAAUGUUGGAAUGCUCCACAGACCGAAAGCCAAGGUAUCUGUUAGACACCGCGGCUCCGUUUCGUCACGGAUGACAGCGUUGCAACGUGCCGAGACUUUAGGAACAACUACUUCGGCCACUAGGAUACGGUCGAACUCAGCUCUGUCAACCGCAGAUGGUGAUGAUGACGACAAGAUCAGCCAUCCUGUCGAACCACGGUCGCGGACUGCGAUUUUACCGCCUGUGAUGACGAAACAAGCUGACAAGGAUCCACUUUGCUGGCUCGAGUUCACUGAAGAUGCUAUUAUGACGAGUUGUAACUCUGGCCAUUUGAGAACGUGGAACAGACCGUCAGACUCCUCGGCUCAGGCCGACCAGAGCUCGGAAUCAUAG
Pseudomassariella vexata is the source of this 2197-nucleotide messenger RNA. Its product is annotated as WD40-repeat-containing domain protein. Gene Ontology annotation, cellular component: nucleus; cell tip; cell division site. NCBI's taxonomy places the organism in Eukaryota, Fungi, Ascomycota, Sordariomycetes, Amphisphaeriales, Pseudomassariaceae. The transcript has 5 exons. Gene Ontology annotation, molecular function: protein binding. The coding region runs from base 404 to 2197 and encodes 597 amino acids. The record is from RefSeq and is a predicted model, not a curated record. Gene Ontology annotation, biological process: carbon catabolite repression of transcription.